Molecule: messenger RNA, 2295 nt
Organism: Cylicocyclus nassatus
Lineage: Eukaryota; Metazoa; Nematoda; Chromadorea; Rhabditida; Strongylidae
Source: the annotation of a GenBank genome assembly
CAUUCGGAUGUUAACCUUUUACAGGAGUAUAUGUCAGUGAGGACAAUGCUACCGGAUUUCCGGAGGCCAAUGACAAUUUAGAGGGCCGUCCUCGAGAAAAUACAUAAUUCAUACGGGUAUUGUGAAUUCGGUGAAGAAGCAUGAGCGACCUGUUGACUGAGGAGAUUGUGCAACUGAUCGCGGCCGCUCGAGCUACCGUCGGCACAAAUAAGGCUGCUGAAAGUGCACGACCAAUCGAAAUUGCACAGCCGAAUAGCGUUUACAUCGAGACUAUUGUUGCGCAUUCGUCCUGCGGAAGAAAUUGCUCUCGAGCGAUCCCAGUUGAACUGUGGAGUAUUCGACGAGAAUGGGAUUCACAGCAAACGGGCCUGGCGCCUCUGUUCUUGAAGAACGCCAUAAGAUCUCAUCUACAUUUUUCGCAACUUAAUUCUUGGAUAUCAACCAUGAACGGCCGCUUACCAGAUGGAGUGUGUUGCACAUACAGAAUUUCUACGCAUCAAACUGAACUUACCAGUACCAAUGUUGUGAAUGAACAUACGUUUCCGGUGUGUCGAAUGGAUCGACAAAGCAUUCUAGUCGUUACAGUAAGAUAUAUCAAAGCCGAAAAAAUGCCAUUACCCACUGGACUUUGCUUAACUCUUGGAGCUUUAUCAAAUGAUCAGUGGCUUGCGCCCAGUCCUGUUGAUUCGCCUACAGACGACUGUCCUAUAACACCGUCACCAGACGAAGCGACUGUCUUGAGUCUAAAGCACAAGCCACUUCCUGAUCCAGUUGUCCCUACUCUUGGCGGACCAUCUCCCAAGUUUGUUGCUUUGGCUGGCCCUCUGGAUGAGCGUCCUGCUCGUCGGGUACUAUCGGCAUGUUCCCUAUCCAGUCAGUCGAAUGAUGCUAGCGACUCGAAAGAAAUUGAUGCCCUAGUGAAUCGUCUGCAAACAAUCAAAGGAGAACGUGGACGUCAACGCACAAAAAGUGGUGGAUCGUUGUUCAGUAAAGUCACCGGUCUUCCUCUUCAUUCAAGCCCUGCUCCGUUAUCUCGGCAGCGAAACAGUUUAUCAGCUUCUGACAUCGUUCUUCCCGAAUCACGCCUAAAUCGGCAUCAACCUGGCAGCCUUUUAGGAAAUUUUGAGGAGAGUGCCUUGAAUGGCCGACUUGAUCCAGUAAAAAGACUGGAGGGCUUCAAUUUGCAAAUAGCUGCCUCUGGUGCCUUUUCUUCACCACAUACCUCACUGCCAGUCACCGCCUACUUUUUUGACCUUAAUGACAGCGAAACAGCUCCAUCACCAUAUCUGGGUGUAUGCUCUCUGGAUUCGCUUGGUAGACGUGGCUAUCGCAUUCCAAAACAAGGAACUAUCCAAGCAACUCUUUUCAAUCCCCAAGAGACAGUGGUGAAAGUGUUUGUGGUCGCUUACGACAUGACGGACAUGCCACCAUCAUCACAAACAUUCAUAAGGCAGAGAAUUUUUCUGGGGAGUGGUGAUGAAGAAGGAAAAGCCGAUAAGCACCUCAUCAAUCUCAUUCAUUUUCGACUUGCCACUGAUCGUCGUUGCCGUCUCUACCUCCACACGGAUAUUCGAAUGCUUUUUUCGCAGAAUAACACGCUAGAUGCACUGAAUCUAGAACUAAAAGGUCGCGUAGGCUACGAUUCGGCUCGUUACCGCCUCAUGGCUGAGACGGAAUUGCCGCGACAUCCACGUUAUUCCCCGAAGAAAUAAAACUGCCAUCUAGUUUUCCUCAAUUUCCAGAAGUCUUUGGCAUAGGUCUCACUGCCAUUCGUUGUCAUGUAGGAUUUUUGUGUAGAUAUGCUGUACAUACUGGACAGUAAACGCGGUAGUUCACUCAGUGCUUCGAAAGUCUCGGUUUUCUAUCUCUUCCAUUUGCCUAUCCGACUCUGGAGCAGUGAUUUAUUCCAAUACUCUCGUGUUGCUCUUAUCGCUUCACCUCCGUUUCGUUUCGUUUCCAUUUUACGCAUUUCACAUAUGUAAAUUUUGUAUAUGUCGACACUUUGGGUAGUCAAAUCUUUCUUCUCGUCUGAGUUCACCUAAGUUUUUCCAAAAAUCUAGUUAUGCCUUACAAAGAGUUAAAAUUUAGCCACGUUUGUACAGAUAUCAGGGACACUCAUAGUGGCAUAGUGAUGUUUGGGUCAGUGCUUUCGUAGAUUGCAUUGUAAAUUUUGCCAACAACUCUAUUCGCGUGAAAGAUUAGUCAAUGCAUAUAAGCUUUUCCUAGUUCAUGUGUUUUCUUUUGUUGUAAACAAACCUCUGUUGUUUCUUCCUCACACUUGUUUUUGAAGCAUCG